Molecule: messenger RNA, 7757 nt
Organism: Pongo pygmaeus (Bornean orangutan)
Lineage: Eukaryota; Metazoa; Chordata; Mammalia; Primates; Hominidae
Gene: HUNK
Product: hormonally up-regulated Neu-associated kinase
Exons: 11
Coding region: 667-2814 (715 amino acids)
Biological process (GO): protein phosphorylation; intracellular signal transduction
Cellular component (GO): cytoplasm
Molecular function (GO): protein serine/threonine kinase activity; ATP binding
Source: RefSeq, a predicted model, not a curated record
UACUAGGGAUUUGAAAGUGCACGGGCUGCGGAGUGGAGCUCGCAUCUGUUCCCGCCGCCCGCGAGCGGAUUAAAUUUCUGCAAAUUCAAACUGAAUGGGGCUUUCUUCUGCUGCCUUCCAGAGGGCGCCUGCAGCCCGCCGCGCGCUUCUCUCCGGCGGGAGCGGCCGCCCAGCGCACGGCUAGGAGCGAUCGCGCGAGCCGGACCCAAGCCCGUGCGGGCCAGACGGCGGCGGCGAGGCGGAGGCUGCGGAGGCGCCAGGGCUCCCGGACCCGGGCACCCGGACCCCGGGACCCAGGCGCCGCCGGACCGCGCCCCACCCCGCGCGCCCGAGCAGGGCAACUGUCAUUAGGUUCCUGGACGGGACCCGGGGCGGGAUCCUGGUGUCCUGAAAGGGGCCCGGGCGACCCUCCGAGGAAGAACUUUUGGGGGCGGGGUCCCCGGUCCCGCGUCCCCUGGGCGGCCGCUAUUGUCUGCGCGCCUCGCUUGGCGGCGCGGGGGGCGUGAUCGCGGCGGCCCCGGGCGCUGGGUGCGGAGACCCGGGCGGGGCUGGGCCCAGGGCGGCGGCGGGAGAAGCCGAAGGAGCCGGGGAAGCGGAAGAGCCUGGGGAGGAGGAGCUGCGAGCGCGGGAGCCGAGCAGGAGCCGCGCGGGCCGCGGGCGAGCGCGAUGCCGGCGGCGGCGGGGGACGGGCUCCUGGGGGAGCCGGCGGCGCCUGGGGGCGGCGGCGGCGGCGCGGAGGACGCAGCCAGGCCCGCGGCGGCCUGCGAGGGAAGUUUCCUGCCUGCCUGGGUGAGCGGCGUGCCCCGCGAGCGGCUCCGCGACUUCCAGCACCACAAGCGCGUGGGCAACUACCUCAUCGGCAGCAGGAAGCUGGGCGAGGGCUCCUUCGCCAAGGUGCGCGAGGGGCUGCACGUGCUGACCGGGGAGAAGGUGGCCAUAAAAGUCAUCGAUAAGAAGAGAGCCAAAAAGGACACCUAUGUCACCAAAAACCUGCGGCGAGAGGGUCAGAUCCAGCAGAUGAUCCGCCACCCCAAUAUCACUCAGCUCCUUGAUAUUUUAGAGACGGAAAACAGCUACUACCUGGUCAUGGAGCUGUGCCCUGGGGGCAACCUGAUGCACAAGAUCUACGAGAAGAAGCGGCUGGAGGAGUCCGAAGCCCGCAGAUACAUCCGACAGCUCAUCUCCGCCGUAGAGCACCUGCACCGGGCCGGGGUGGUCCACAGAGACUUGAAGAUAGAGAAUUUGCUACUAGAUGAAGACAAUAAUAUCAAGCUGAUUGACUUUGGUUUGAGCAACUGCGCAGGGAUCCUGGGUUACUCGGAUCCGUUCAGCACACAGUGUGGCAGCCCUGCCUAUGCUGCACCUGAACUGCUCGCCAGGAAGAAAUAUGGCCCCAAAAUCGAUGUCUGGUCCAUAGGUGUGAACAUGUAUGCCAUGUUGACCGGGACGCUGCCUUUCACGGUGGAGCCUUUCAGCCUGAGGGCUUUGUACCAGAAGAUGGUGGACAAAGAAAUGAACCCCCUCCCCACUCAGCUCUCCACAGGUGCCAUCAGUUUCCUGCGCUCUCUCCUGGAACCGGAUCCUGUGAAGAGGCCAAAUAUUCAGCAGGCACUGGCGAAUCGCUGGCUUAAUGAGAAUUACACGGGCAAAGUGCCCUGUAAUGUCACCUAUCCCAACAGGAUUUCUCUGGAAGACCUGAGCCCGAGCGUUGUGCUGCACAUGACCGAGAAGCUGGGUUACAAGAACAGCGACGUGAUCAACACUGUGCUCUCCAACCGCGCCUGCCACAUCCUGGCCAUCUACUUCCUCUUAAACAAGAAACUGGAGCGCUAUUUGUCAGGGAAAUCUGACAUCCAGGACAGCCUCUGCUACAAGACCCGGCUCUACCAGAUAGAAAAGUACAGGGCCCCCAAGGAGUCCUAUGAGGCCUCUCUGGACACCUGGACAAGAGAUCUUGAAUUCCAUGCUGUGCAGGAUAAAAAGCCCAAAGAACAAGAAAAAAGAGGGGAUUUUCUUCAUCGACCAUUCUCCAAGAAGUUGGACAAGAACCUGCCCUCGCACAAACAGCCCUCAGGCUCGCUCAUGACACAGAUUCAGAACACCAAAGCCCUCCUGAAGGACCGGAAGGCCUCCAAGUCCAGCUUCCCUGACAAAGAUUCCUUUGGCUGCCGCAAUAUUUUCCGCAAAACUUCGGAUUCCAAUUGUGUGGCUUCUUCUUCCAUGGAGUUCAUCCCCGUGCCACCGCCCAGGACCCCGAGGAUUGUGAAGAAACCGGAGCCCCAUCAGCCAGGGCCUGGAAGCACUGGCAUCCCCCACAAGGAAGACCCCCUGAUGCUGGACAUGGUGCGCUCCUUCGAGUCUGUGGAUCGCGAUGACCACAUAGAAGUGCUGUCUCCCUCUCAUCACUACAGGAUUCUGAACUCACCGGUCAGCUUGGCUCGCAGAAAUUCCAGCGAGAGGACGCUGUCCCCGGGCCUGCCAUCCGGAAGCAUGUCGCCUCUCCAUACUCCUUUGCAUCCAACUCUGGUCUCUUUUGCUCACGAAGAUAAGAACAGCCCCCCAAAAGAGGAGGGCCUGUGUUCCCCACCUCCGGUUCCCAGCAAUGGCCCCAUGCAGCCUCUGGGGAGCCCGAAUUGUGUGAAAAGCCGAGGCCGGUUCCCCAUGAUGGGCAUCGGACAGAUGUUGAGGAAGCGCCAUCAGAGUCUGCAGCCGUCUGCAGAUAGGCCCCUGGAGGCCAGCCUGCCCCCACUGCAGCCCCUAGCCCCUGUGAACCUUGCCUUUGACAUGGCCGAUGGGGUCAAGACCCAGUGCUAACUUGGGCCAGCGGGAUUUGGGGUAUCUCUAGAAAACAGCAACAGAACAGAGCUCCACACAUCUGUCAGGGUGUGAACAUUCCAAGACCUCGUGUGGAGCAUCCUUAGUCCCACCUGUAGCUGAAUCCACAGACCCAAAGCCUGCACAACCCAACCUCGCUUAGGGACCCCCAGAGAUGCUGGAAUCGCUAGGAGGGUUGGCUCCAGGGGCAGCCAAUUCCUAUCAUUCAGAUCUUCCUUCCUCCCAAGCACUCACCAACCCCUUCCAGUUCCCCCUUCCCCCAGGCUUGGGGGGAAAACAGGGCAUGAGCCUUCUGGGGCACUCAGAUUAUGGACUGUUACCAGAUCUUUCUUCACGCUGUGCUACAUGUGUGCCUCUCACAGCGGUUAGCCACAGUUACAGGGAGAGAACAAUAUCACAGUCAUUCAUCCAGGCCACGUUUCCUCUGCGGAGUGUAGCAGCCCUGCCUUUCAUAGCAGGGAUUACCUGAAGGCCGGCAGGAGCCGGGGGCAGGCCCAGGAUCCUCAGAGGAAGACGGAGAGGAGCUUCGGACCAAGAUCAAACCAAACAGUGGGGACCCCAACAGAAGAGAAAGACUGAAGGAGACACUCUUUUCCCAAGCAAGAUUUUGAUAGAUUUUUGUUGUUGUUGUUGAAACAUGCUAAUGAUUGAAUUAUCUUUUCCAAAGAUAUUUUUUUUAAAUGUGUCGGUAAAUUGAAAUAACAUAAUUUUUUAAAACUUGGAUGGAGAGACGAGAAGCAAUUCCACCAAACUCAUGUUUUCACGAGAGGGUUCAGUGUGGAGAGCAAAAAAGCUGACUGUGGUGAUGUGCUGAGUGCUGUGGCCCACAGGCGGGGCAAGUCUCGGUGGUCCUGUGUUCAUCCUGUUGUUUAAGGCAUAGCCCUGAUCCUUCUGGAAGGCAUAGAACACGGUUACAGCUGGUUCUGUGGAAAGAGAGAAAAGAUGAUUGUGACAAUUCAGAGCAUAAUUCAGAUGGCGAGAAGGCAGCAUUACCUCUGUGCGAUGCUGAUUUCAAGCUGCCCGCAGAACUAGUGCGGCUCAGAGCUCAGCGAGUUUGCUGAGAGCUGGGAGCAGGCUUGCCUGGCAGAGAACCUGUUCAGAUACAGGCCAGUUUCUUCUUCGAGGAAAGCCGAGCUCCUCAAACAGGGUUCAGUCCACGUUGUGUUUUCACACCUUUCUCCAAGGAUCGAACCAAAGAUGUGUCUCCAGUAUUGUGUCUGUGCCCCCCGUGUGUGUUUUGUGGACCCCCGUGUUGUCUGACUGUAUCCAGCUGGCACUUGACAGGGUGCAAUCAUUGGUGAGAAGAAUCAGAAAAAGAAGACUCAUCAGCACAGGUUGGAUAGGGGUUAGUGUAGGAGACUGGUAACAGAAUGGCCUGGAGUCUUCAACUUUUGAUCGGUGCAGGUGUGACCAGAGACUACCUCUGUGGCCACCUCAGAUAGUCAUCUCAGUCCAUGGAUCCCAAAACACAAAUCUAGAAUUGCAAAGCCAGCCUUUAUUUCCCUGGCAGGCAGCCUUGCCAGAGGGCAGAGAGGCAGUUCUGGAUCAUUCUCUCAUUCACCAGUGGUGACAUCCUUCAGUCCGUCACAUCUCUGACAGAGCAGGAGAGAAUGGAUAUUUGGCUGACCUUGGUGAGACGUGGAGCUGCCUCUUUCUUCCCUAGGGGAUCACCACGGCUCUAGGGCAUUCUAGGAUGAGGUCAGACCCCUUGGCCAUUGGUGUUAUUUUUUGUAUAGCUUCAGACUGGGUUCCAGAACUUACCAUUGAAAACAGAGCUUUUAGGCCAGGUGUGGUGGCUCACGCCUGUAAUCCCAGCACUUUGGGAGGCCGAGGCAGGUGGAUCGCUUGAGCUCAGGAGUUCGAGAGCAGCCUGGGCAACAUGGCGAAAGCCUGUCUCUACCAAAAAAUACAAAAAAAAAUAGCUGAGUGUGGUGGCACGUGCCUGUAGUCCCAGCUACUUCGGGGACUGAGGUGGGAGGAUCAGUUGAACCUAGGAGGUUGAGGCUGCAGUGAGCCAAGAUCAUGCUACUGCACUCCAGCCUAGGUGGCAAAGUGAGACCCUGUCUCCAAAAAAAAGAAAAUAGAGCUUUAUAAGCAGAGAGAAGAAAAUAAUCAUCUAAGACCGUCUCUCCAUUUGACAUGAAGUGUACCUUUUCUAAAGACGGUUUCCAGCUGCGACGGCUCCACUUUGCAGGCUUGCAGGGUGUAUACCUGUGCAUUGGGAACUUUCUGGAGCCCCUGAUGCCUUUUCCUUGAGAGCAGGAGUACUUCCACCUUGCCGUUAGCUCAUGGAGAACGUGCUUCUCAUUCCUGGCAUGCUUCAAGAACAACUCAGAUGUGCCGCUAACUGACCGUGUUGCCAUUGGUGACCUGGACUCUGAACUCAGGUUUAUUCUAAACCCAGUGAGAGGUGAGGGGGAGUGAGGAAAGGGGAUCAACUGUAUUUUUGUGUGUGUGUGUGUGUGUGUGUGUGUGUGUGAGCACCUGACAAAUCUAUGAAACUGAGUGAAAGGAGAAAUGUUAGAUUCUUUAUUAUUUUAUUAUAUUUAUAUGGAAAGCUUGACUCUCCCUUUGGUAAGUCCGAAGCAUGUUGUCUGUUCGACCGUGACUGUCUUCCUCAGUCUGUGCCUGUGAUUCCAGUCACCCUGUAGUUGCUGACAGAAAUUUACUGGACUGUCUUUGUGUGAAGUCCAGGAGGAAAUGUCCAUUUUAAUUGUAUGAUUUGGUUAUAAGUAAGGACUAUAUUUAUGUCACCAUUAUUAGAUAUAUGUACUUUUGUAAUGACUGUGAAAUACACUUUUCCCUCACUAUGACUGCUUCUUUAUUUGCUAAUAAAUCUUAAAACAUCUAAGUACAUUGCAAAUAAUAGUACAGGUACCAUCUUUUAUGUGAAGUUCUUUUUUUUUUUUUUUUUUUUGAGACAGGGUCUUGCUCUGUCACCCGGCUGGAGUGCAGUGGCACAAUCACAGUUCACUGCAGCCUCAACCUCUCCAGAUUCAAGCGAUCCUCCCAUCUCAGCCUCCCAAGUAGCUGGUACUACAGUUGCACACCACAAUGCCUAGCUAAUUUUUUUUGUAUUUUGUAGAAACAGUGUUUCGCCAUGUUGCUCAGGCUGAUCUCAAACUCCUGGGCUCCAGCGAUCUGCCCACCUUGGCCUCCCAAAGUGCUGAGAUUACAGGCGUGAGCCACUGCACCUGGCCUUAUGUAAAGCUCUUGACCUAGCAUCUGACUGGAAAUAAGUGGGAAUUGCAUUGGGGGGCAUUUUCUGGGCCAGUUUCCCUGCCUUAUUUUACCUGCAACAGGUGUGCCUACAAAAGUCUUUCUGACAUACACACUGCAGGUGGCAGUUCAAGAAGAAUCAACCUUUUUCAUUUGGGGAGAUUAGGAUCUUCCUUGGAGACUCUGAAAAUGGCACAUGAAGAAUGACAGUUAUGAACAUGACUUCCAGAUUUUGUCCUUGUAGGAGGCCUUGGUUGUGGAGAGGGGAAGAGGGAUGAUGGGAUGGAAUGGGAGGGUGGGAUCUAGAUGACCUCUUGAAAUCGUCCCAGUUACUGCUUCCUUCAUAACUGUUCACAAAACGUUUUUCAUAUAUACCACCUUGCUUUAACCCUUGUUUCCCCUGGAAAGUGAGGGGACGAAGCCUUAGAGGGUCAGAUAGCUAGAAAGUGGAGAAGCUCACUGUUCACUGCACAAAGCCCUCAGUAGUCGGAUUCCGGGGGAAAAGAACAAGUAUCUAGUUUUGAUGACAGUGUUUUCUUGUAAGAAUCACAACACUUUAGAAUCAAAAAGGACCUAAGAUUCUCUGGCUCAGCCCCAGCCUUUCUGAAGAAGGGAAAACUAGGGCCCCAGAUGGUUUAAGGACACCCCAGAGUCCCCAGAUGAGCUGGCAUUUGAGCUGUUCUGGAGCAGAGUUUCUCCCUCAAAGAACACAGAGAAAUCAGAGAGUGGCUGCCACGGUCAGAGGGGGAUGUCAACAACAGAUCAAGCUGUCAUUGCAACAGGUAUUUUUGAAGUUCCUGCAGGGACUAGGUCUUGCAUUUUUAAGUCCUUUUCAAAACUGUGCAGCUUCCUGAACCUUAUGCUGUUUGUCCCAUCCACUCUUGAAGCUGGAGAAAGACAGCUUUCUUUGGGAACUCUGUCUGUCAGUUGACUUCCCAAGUAAGCAGCAAACCCCUGGAUAGCCUUGUUAUCUGCUUUAGGUAUUAAGAGGCUAUUGGGUUUUACUAGAUUAAAUCAAUAAAACAUUUCCUGUAGAGCCGUAUCAUACACUGAAGCAAAUUGAGAAAGAAUGCAAAACUGCUAUCUUUUAGGGGGAGUCUGGAAGCCUGUUGGUUAUUGUAUUUAUUUUCUUUGUAGGGUCUUCUGUGAGCUACAAGCACAGUAAGAAUAAUUCAGAGUGGUACUGGGAGUUGGUUCAAUUUCAUGUCAUCACUUUUCAAUGAAGGAAGUGUAUUUCCUGAGUAGUAAAUGAGUAUAUUAUUUGUGGCAGCUUUUCUGUCAAGGGAGCUUUCCAGACAUCUGGUUGCAAAGACAAAUGGGGUAUAUAUUUGUACUUCUUCUCUGUGGACAUGUUUUUGUGACACACAGUUAUCUCUAGGAGUUGAUGUCUGUGGGCACUAAGGGACUGGGGUUGGGGGAGAAAGCUGAGGAGGCUUUGGAAGAGAAGGUGAGGAACAUUUCAGGAUUUGCAGUCCCCCUCCACAGGUAUCCACAUCUGAGCUGGUGGUGUUCCAAUAAUGAGGCAUUUGGGGCAACCAAUUUUGGAAGGAUAGAAUAGCUUUAUGUGGAGCAAACUUGAGGAUCAGUUGGAGUUGAGUGGUUUAAAACUUAAAGAUGGCACAGGAAGCUGCAUCAUUUACAGGUGAAAAAAAUAAACCGGUCUGACUUCAGGGCCUCAGCUCUUUGUAUUUCCUACUUGGAAG